Molecule: messenger RNA, 774 nt
Organism: Necator americanus (New World hookworm)
Lineage: Eukaryota; Metazoa; Nematoda; Chromadorea; Rhabditida; Ancylostomatidae
Exons: 2
Coding region: 1-774 (257 amino acids)
Source: RefSeq, a predicted model, not a curated record
AUGGACACUUGUUUCGAGCUUCUAAACCAGCAGUCCUUUUACAUCAUACAGCUCACAAUGGAAAAACACGAAGAAAACUGGCUGUCCUUCCUUAACGUGGAAAUGCCGUGGUCCAACGCUCACCGUUGGAAAACAAAGAAAUCAGUCAUUCGGAACAUGUUUAGGACAGCUGUAAGGGUGACAUCUUAUGUCCAGGAGCGGAUCGAUGCGGUUAACCUAGCGCAGCGGAUCGCAACCUCUAAUGGUUACAUUGUUGAUUCACCUCGUAGACCAGGUCUUAUUGCGCAGCGAGAUUAUGCCAAGAUGGAUGACUCCAGAAAGAUCAGUUUCUGCUUACCUUUCAUAACCGACUACCUGAGUAAGGCGAUAACGACCAGUCUGGUUAGGUGUGGUCUCGAUGACCAAGUGAGAGUUGUGGAAAUACCUCCCACAAUUCUCAAGAAGCAGUUAGUGCGAAAUAGAAUGUACGAUCGCAUUUGCCUGAUUCAAAACUGUGCAAUAUGUCCAUUUGGUAAGGCAGGCGACUGCAUGGUCUCUGGCGUAGUUUAUUUGAUUUCGUGCAAAACAUGCGGCGAGCAAUAUAUUGGCGAAACAGGGCGACCUCUUUGUGUUUGUAUUAAACAACAUCUAGAUGGGAUGAAGCAUUCAAACGCAGCAACGCAUCUCGGAACCCAUCGCAGAAAAUGUCGUGAAAAUGCUCGUUUCUGCAUAUCUGCCACGAUCCUAUCGUACAAACCCGAAAUUUUGACCCGCAGAAGUUUGGAGGCGUUUUGA